UUGGAAAGGUGAAUUAGUAUGUGUCUGAUUUAACAUCGAGAGUUAGUCAAAUUAAUACUCUCAAGGAAAAAAAAAAGAAAAAAAAAAAAGAAAAAAGAAUUGGAACAGACUGAUAUAUGCACUUGUACUAUUUGUGUAGCUUUAUUUUACUUCUUUGCUUUGGCUUGAAAACAACGAUAGAUUAAAUACGGUAGGUACAAAAUGUCUUAGGUGAUCUAAUAAAACACGCAAGGAAAACUGAAUAAUCUAAUUCUUAAAUUAAGGAAUCCUAACGAAUAACAAACUGACGGAAAUGAUUAAUUUUAAUUUUAAAAAAAAUGAAGAGAGCAAAUGCAAGUCGAUAUAAAAAGUGACCACCUAACUUCUAGUAGCGAAUAGCGUUGGUUUGAAUAUAAAGGAUGGUUAGGCAUUGCAAAUGCAGAAUAAGCUGGACCUUACUGUACUAAUUUAAUCUUUCAAAAUUAUAUUUAAGGUGUUAAGCAUAUUUAUAAAAUUAAAUCGCUUAUAAUGUAAUUACAGCUGAAUGUGUAUUAUACACGUAACUGGUAACUCAUUGUAAAUACUGAUUAAUUUGGUAUCAUAUGUUAAUCUAUACUAAUAGUGUAAAAAAUUCUAUAUGUCAUCAACAUAUGUAACCUAACCUAAAUCCUUUUAAUUUUAUGUUUUAUUUCUUUUGACUUUGAUUGAUAUUCCAGUACUCCAAGCCACGUCCCAGCAUCAGUGGUCCCUGGUGCUGGAAUGGUCCUUUGAAAUACUUCAAAGUUAACACAAAAUCAAUUUCAUCUUGCCACGUUCUCUUAGGCCUAUUGUCCCCUUCUCUUAUUUCCUAACAAACAUGUUGGCCACGCUUCCUUAUUUCCAGAAUGUAUAACACACAUAAAAUCUGUCCAUUCAUAUGCUCUUGCAAAAUCAAAGGCUAGCAAAAUUUAGAAGCUAACAUUAUCAAACAUGAGGAUGUCCAAGAAGAAUUGGUUUGGCAGUGUCCGAAAGAAACUAUUCAGGUCAUCUCCUCCACAUAAAACUAUCAUUGUUCUUCAUAACAACACAAUUACCACAAGGACCAGCAGUGCCAGACAGUCUAUAAACAACAAUGGCCGCACCUAUUUUAUUUCUAAAGAGGAUAUGGCUGCUAUAACUAUCCAAUCUCACUUUAGGGGUCAUCUUGCAAGACGGGCGUUUAAGGCACUGAAAAGCCUUGUGAGGCUUCAAGCAGUGGUACGUGGGGCAUGUGUGAGAAGACAAGCAAGAAUAGCUCUGCAUUGCAUGCACGCCCUAGCGCGGUUGCAAGUAACUGUCCGAGCUCGGCAACUCCUCAGCAAAUGCAAUGACUCUUGAUAAAGGACCUUUAGGUGACCUGAUAGUCUAAAAAUUAUUUCACACUGUCAGCAUAUAGAAGUUAACAGUCCUGUGCAAAUUUUCGAUGAGUUGCAUCUGAAAAUUGGUCAGACGUUAACCAUCGGAAAGUAAAUGGGGCAAUCAGAUCAUAGGAUUGAGGGAGUACGUACUCAUGAGUGCCUGAACAUGACUUGUAGUCUUGUACCUCUUGUGAUCCUUAGAACUUGAUAAUUGCCACUAACAAAACUGUGUAGUUCUGCUGUU
Molecule: messenger RNA, 1599 nt
Organism: Lycium barbarum (goji berry)
Lineage: Eukaryota; Viridiplantae; Streptophyta; Magnoliopsida; Solanales; Solanaceae
Product: protein IQ-DOMAIN 20
Exons: 2
Coding region: 949-1335 (128 amino acids)
Molecular function (GO): protein binding
Source: RefSeq, a predicted model, not a curated record